AUGACUUCCUACAUUAAAAUCCCAUCGCAUCUAACUCCUUCAGAUCCUCAAGGAUCUGAAUCAUUAGCGAUAGAAAGAUCUAAAGCAACGUUCGAUGUUAAAGAAUUAACAUUGGCAUUGUAUGGAGCCGAUGAGUUAUCUAGAAGAAAUAAGGUAUUAAAGGUUUUGGAGAGCGAUCCUACUUUUGAUAAAAGUAAUAUUUAUUAUAUGGGAAGAACCGAAUUGUAUGAAUAUGCUUUAAAGAGAGAUAAAAAAAUAGUUAAAUUAUUUGUGACCAAUAAAUGGAGUCCAGAGGAAUAUCAAAUAGCUCUCCGGUUUCUUGAUUUGCCUGGACCUUAUCAAGUUCAUCGAAGUAUGUUCAUCCCGACCAUAAUGGGUCAGGGGACCGAAGAACAAAAAAGAAAAUUUCUUAAACCAGCAAUAAGACACGAAAUAAUUGGAUGUUAUGCGCAAACUGAGUUAGGUCAUGGAUCAAAUGUUCAAGGGCUAGAAACUACGGCUACUUAUAUUCCUGAAACGGAUGAAUUUGUGUUACAUUCUCCUCAUUUGACUUCUGCAAAAUGGUGGGCUGGUGGGCUGGGAAGAGCUGCUAAUCAUGCGAUUGUGAUGGCAAGAUUGAUAACUAACGGAAAAGACAAAGGUCCACAUCCAUUCAUUGUACAGAUUCGAGAUCUAACAACUCAUGAACCGUUACCAGGAAUUAUUAUUGGAGAUAUUGGACCAAAGUUCGGAUAUAAUUCGAUAGACAACGGGUUUAUGCUAUUCGAUCAUGUGCGAAUUCCGAGAUCAAACAUGUUUUCCAAAUUUUCACAAGUCACUAAGGGUGCAGGGUUUGCGCUUGCACGUGCUGCUACUAUUGCUGUCCGAUAUUCGGCUGUGAGAAGACAGUUUGUUGAUAAGGAAAAUCCAAAAACAUUGUCAAAUGGUCGAAUAGUAGAAACUCCCGUUCUAGAUUAUACAAUGCAACAAUACAGGUUAUUCUCUGUGAUCGCGCAAGCCUACGCUGUUUAUUUUACUGGUGAAAUUACCUUUAAUUUGUACAAGAAAUACGUGGAGCAAAGUUCUAGCGGUGAUUUUUCAUUGCUCGCUCAUUUACACGCAUCCACCAGUGGUCUAAAAUCAUUAACUACUGCAAUGGCCGUGGAUUCAAUCGAAGAUUGCCGAAGAUCAUGCGGUGGUCAUGGAUACUCAGAUUUCAGUGGAUUUACUAUGUUUUAUCAGAAUUAUUUACCAAAUACUACUUGGGAAGGUGAUAAUUAUCUCUUAACUCAACAAACCGCUCGUUAUCUUUUUAAAACAUAUCGCGAAGUCAUUCACAGUAAACAACAAAAUAAAAUUUUCACUUUACAAUCAAACACAAAUCCAACGAUCUACUAUAUGUCCCAAUAUCUAAGUAACCCAAAUCAGAAAUGUACUAUCACUUCUCCAUCAGAUUUUAUGAAUCCUGAAGUUCAACUCGCAAUCUAUGGCUACCGAGCAGCCCAUCUAAUCGCUCAAGCAGUUGACCAGAUUGACAACCACCAAAGAAGUUGGAAUUCAAUGCUCGUGGAAAUCAGUCGAAUUUCACGUGCUCAUUGUCAAUAUAUAUUGGUCCAAAACUUUAUACUCACCCUACAUCCUCAAUCAUCAGAUUCAAUUAACGAAAAAAGACGCAUUUUGCAUAAUAGUCCAAGCUUAAAAAAAGUCUUAACAUCAGUUUGUAAUUUGUUUGCAUUACAUACUAUAGAAAAGGAUCUUUCUGAAUUCUUGGAAUCAGAAUAUUUGUCACCAAAACAAGCGGGAAUGCUAAGAGUCCAAGUUUCUGAAUUGAUAAAUGAAAUUAGACCAAAUGCUGUUGCAUUAGUUGAUGCUUUUGACUUACCUGAUUAUUUACUGCAUUCAGCAUUAGGAAGGUAUGAUGGAAAAGUUUACGAAACUAUGAUUGACUGGGCAUCGAAAGAGCCAUUGAAUGGUAUCACAUUUGAUAGUAGUCCUUAUAGCGAGGAUUUGUUUAAGAAAAAGGUUAAAUCUAAAAUUUGA
Cetraspora pellucida is the source of this 2019-nucleotide messenger RNA. Lineage: Eukaryota; Fungi; Glomeromycota; Glomeromycetes; Diversisporales; Gigasporaceae. The record is from the annotation of a GenBank genome assembly.